CCUCCCUGAUGAGAGUCCCAUUGUUGUUGUUGGAUGGAGAGGAAAGCAGUCUGUACGUUGCUUUGUAUCCAAGGGUGAUAGACACCACAUACUCCGAAUGUGUGGUGUAAAUAUCACAUCAAAGAAACAACCUCAAAUGAAAAGGGAACCUGCUAAAAUGCCAGCAGAUAAGAGUGAUAAAAGUGAUGCUGAUGAACUGAUGGAGGAAGAUGUCAAAAGUAAUGAUGAAAAAGAAGAUGAUAUUGGUAAUGAGGACAGUGGUGUAAAAGAUGAAGAGAUUAUCAUUGAGAAAGACGAUGAAAGUGAGGAGAAGAUUGUAGAAAAAAAAGAUGAAAGUGUAGCCUCUGAGGGUCAUAGUAGUGAAAUAGUGGAGUCCAUUGAUGAUACGAAGGAGGACAAUGAUGAAAUGAAAAUAGAUGAAACUCCUAAAUCUGUUAGUGAUGGAAAUGGAAAAAAAGAAGUCUAA
This is a messenger RNA of Saccoglossus kowalevskii, 466 nucleotides long. RefSeq names its product tRNA (cytosine(34)-C(5))-methyltransferase-like. The record is from RefSeq and is a predicted model, not a curated record. NCBI's taxonomy places the organism in Eukaryota, Metazoa, Hemichordata, Enteropneusta, Harrimaniidae.